AUGUUUCUUCUUGUCAUUCUUUAUAGACUAUCUACAGCAUUAAUAGAAUUGGGAUCAGUGUCAUUUAAAGAUGUGACUGUGGAUUUCACAGAGGAGGAAUGGCAGCACCUGGAUCCUGCUCAGAAGACUCUAUACAUGGAUGUGAUGUUGGAAAAUUAUUGCCACCUCAUUUCUGUGGGCUGUCACAUGACCAAGCCUGAUGUGAUCCUCAAGUUGGAACGAGGAGAAGAGCCAUGGACACCAUUGACAAGUCACACCUGCUUAGAAAAAAACUGGAAGGCUGAAGACUUUUUAGUGAAACUCAAAGAAUGCCAAGAUAAGCAUUCUAGAUCAGUUGUAUUCAUAAGUCCCAAAAAACUGAUUAAGGAAAACAAUAAUGCAUGUGACAGGACAUUUACUUUAAGCAAAAACCCUAUAAAUUCAAAAAAUCUAAUUCCCGAAUAUGAAAGUCAUGGAAAGAUUUUUAAAAAUGUAUCAGAAUUAAUCAUCGGUAAUCUAAGUCCUACAAGAAAGAGGCAUAAUGAGUAUUAUGGAUAUGAGAAAUCACUCUUCAAUACUAAACCAGAGAUAGCUCACCAUGGAGUCAAAUCCCAUAAUCAACAUGGUAGAGGUAUCAGUCAUAAUGAAGUGCUGAUGCAAUAUCAUAAGAUGGAAACUCAACUACAAUCAUUUGGAUGUAAUGACUGUGAGAAAUUAUUGCUUAAAAAAGGUUUACUUACACAUCACAGAGCUUACAGAAAUGAAAACCCAUCUGAGUAUAAUAAAAGGAGAAGAGCAACCAAUACUGAAAAAAAACAUAUAUGCACUGAAUGUGGGAAGUCCUUCUGCAGGAAGUCAGUAUUGAUUCUGCAUCAGGGAAUUCACACAGAGGAAAAACCUUAUCAAUGCCAUCAAUGUGGAAAUUCAUUUAGAAGGAAAUCAUAUCUCAUUGAUCAUCAAAGAACUCACACAGGAGAGAAACCCUUUGUUUGUAAUGAAUGUGGUAAGUCCUUCCGUCUAAAGACAGCCCUCACUGAUCAUCAGAGAACACAUACAGGGGAGAAGUCAUAUGAAUGUUCACAGUGUAAGAAUGCCUUCAGAUUGAAGUCACACCUUAUUCGUCAUCAGAGAACUCAUACAGGAGAAAAACCAUAUGAGUGUAAUGACUGUGGAAAGUCUUUCCGCCAGAAGACAACGCUCUCUCUACAUCAGAGAAUUCAUACAGGAGAAAAGCCCUAUAUUUGUAUAGAAUGUGGGAAGUCCUUUCACCAGAAGGCAAAUCUUACUGUACAUCAAAGAACUCAUACAGGGGAAAAGCCCUAUAUUUGUAAUGAAUGUGGGAAGUCCUUCUCCCAGAAGACAACCCUUGCUCUUCAUGAGAAAACUCAUAAUCAGGAGAAACCCUAUAUUUGUAAUGAAUGUGGUAAGUCCUUCCGCCAGAAGACAACCCUUGUAGCGCAUCAGAGAACACAUACUGGGGAAAAAUCUUAUGAAUGUCCUCACUGUGGGAAGGCCUUUAGAAUGAAGUCAUACCUCAUUGAUCAUCACAGAACUCACACAGGAGAGAAACCAUAUGAAUGUAAUGAAUGUGGAAAAUCCUUCAGUCAGAAGACAAAUCUCAAUCUACAUCAGAGAAUUCAUACAGGUGAAAAACCGUAUAUUUGUAAUGAAUGUGGGAAGUCCUUUCGCCAGAAAGCAACCCUCACUGUACAUCAGAAAAUACACACAGGUCAGAAAUCCUAUGAAUGUUCUCAGUGUGGGAAGGCCUUUAGCAGGAAGUCAUAUCUCAUUCAUCAUCAAAGAACUCAUACCGGAGAGAAACCAUACAAAUGUAAUGAAUGUGGGAAGUGCUUCCGCCAGAAGACAAAUCUCAUUGUACAUCAGAGAACCCACACAGGAGAGAAACCCUAUAUUUGUAAUGAGUGUGAUAAAUCCUUCAGUUAUAAGAGAAACCUCAUUGUCCAUCAAAGAACUCACAAGGGAGAAAACAUGGAGAUGCAAUAA
Pteronotus mesoamericanus is the source of this 1983-nucleotide messenger RNA. RefSeq names its product zinc finger protein 567. Lineage: Eukaryota; Metazoa; Chordata; Mammalia; Chiroptera; Mormoopidae. The record is from RefSeq and is a predicted model, not a curated record. The transcript has 4 exons. Gene Ontology annotation, biological process: regulation of DNA-templated transcription. The coding region runs from base 1 to 1983 and encodes 660 amino acids.